GGUGCGCCAUGCCUAUUUGUUUCAUUGAUGGUUCUUGAAGUGCAGAACCUUGUCUUGUCAAAACAGUUGUCUUGGCGACAUUACAGAAAGUAUUCGUCUUUAAAAGUUUCCAUUAAUUGUCGCCCAGUGCUAAUCUGCCUGUUUCCCCUGCUGAGAUAACGUGGGAAUUCUUGAUUCCCACUGCAUUAAAAGUUCGUCGUGACUACACUACCAAUCAAUAACAGAAUAGGCCUAGGGCAAGCUUCUUUUUCCAGCGAUCUGCUGAACCGCGUACUGUACGUUUCGUCCUCAGACUGUCACUGAAAGUUAAUGUUACGUUCCGACUAAAAGCAGGUCUUGCUGGAACUGCCUUACUCCAUGGAUGAUCUGAUUGAAGUAUUCAUCAUGGACGAUGAAGAAGACGACGAAGAAGACGAUGAAGAAGACAAUGAAGAAGACGAUGAAGAAGAUAAUGUGGAAGGCAAUGAAUUAUAUCAGACUGAUUCUGACAGUGAUCAAGAUGAUUGGAAUGAAAAUGAUAUUUGGUAUGAUGGUGAUGCUGUAAGCGACUGCUCCCUGUAUGGCUCAACAACGAGCAAUGAGGGAGAUGUCCCAGAUGAUUUUGAAGAUUUUGAAGAGGAAGAUCUUGUAGAGGGAGAUCUUGAAGGGGAAGCUCUUGAAGAGGAAGAUCUUGAAGAGGAAGAUCCUGAGCCCAAUGGUGAAGAUUAUGUUGCUGAAGCUGAUGAGUAUCUGGGCGAAGGUGAAAUUAUUGAUGGCUUCCUUGAACACUUGGAUGCUGACAACAACCAUGUGCAGUUUGGACCUGCUGGCAUUGAGCAGAAUGGCUAUGUUAACCAUGAACAUGAUUAUGCUCAUGAUGGCCAGAGAGAUGGUGUUGUUGUCGAGGUUCAUCUGCGCCACCCCCUGCAAGGCACUGAUCCUGUUUCAAGUUUGAACAAUAUACUUUCUAAAGUUGGCUGUUCUUCUAAUCUUGGGAAUUCAAUGCCGGAAACGCAGGCUUCUUUUUUCCGGCCUAGUUAUUUCAACAGGCAGGCUGACCAUCAGUCUGAAGAAUCAUGUGGAAAAUCAAGGGAGUUGGCAGGAUGCUCUUCUUCAAAUCAAGGAGUGAAGAGAGGAAAUAAUGCAAGCCUAGAAAAUAUUGAAGCUAAGCGAGUUAAACCUGAAGAAUGCCCUCUAGAGAUAAGUGCUGAAAUAACUAGGAAAACUGAAGAACAGAUUAGUGCAGAACAUUAUCCAAAUAUCAACAUGAUCCCAGAUGACAUGUUAUUAGAAAUAUUUAGUAAACUUAGUUUGAAUUCACUUAUUAACAUUGCUCCAGUGUGCAAGCGAUGGUGUGAAUUGUCCAAACACAAAAGUUUGUGGUUCACUGAAGAUGUAGCCUUUGACCGUUGUCCUCGUCAUUCUCGUUUCUUGCGAAUUGUUCGUGCUGCUAAAUAUUUGAGAACACUAGAUGUUAGUGAUAUGCAUGCUGUACAUGGAGAAGCUCUUUCAAGCCUUCUGAAUGGGCCAGAAAGUGUCCGACGUUUUUAUUGUUUCUGCGUUGCCCACCCAAGGGUCAUAGUAGAAUUACUAGAACGCUAUCAGAAUACCCUUGAGGAGCUCAAUAUUUCCAUCUCAGAUGAGCGCCUAUCAUAUGGGGAAGGUGGCACCUUCAAAGAUGGUGUUAAACCUCGACCUGGCUUUUUGCUGAAACUUAUUUCUGAAAUGAAGAAUUUGAGGGUAAUAAGAUUUACUGGAACAAUGCCAUCCAUCGGCCAUCAUCAAGGGCGUGUCAAUCCGAAGUGGUACUUUGGGGAGCUUGAGAACCCAGACCUAAAACUGCAAGCAAUAGCUAUGAGGUUUGAAAAUCCAAGAGAGAUACUUGUUCAAAAAUUUAUUAUCCCAUUUCUAAGAAGUAAAAUACCUUUCCUGAAAGAGCUUCACCUUACUACAGAUAUCUGGAAGUACAAGGAAGUUCAAGAAAUUGUGAAAAACUGUGAGAACCUUAAAGCAUUAGUUAGAUUCCCAAUUGAUUGCCUGCAUGCAUUGGAAGACUGCAAACAACAGCUUUUCAUUGACUUUGUUGUCGGGUCAUGGAGUGAUUUCAAAAAAAUCAAGAGAUUGCUGACUAAUUAUAAGGGGCUGUCUCACAUCCAUGAGGUGUCUCUUCGUUUCUGUGACCAACUUCGCAUGAGAUCGGAUGAACAUAUUUUGGACACCAGACUAGAAACAUUCCUCCCUAUGCUAGCAGAAAGUCUUCACUCUUGCAAACGAGUCCACAUUUUCAGGUGGGAAGCCGCUCGACCUUUUGUUGAAAGUGUUCAUAGUACUUGUGCGUUGUCAAAGUUUCUCUAUGCUCUUCGUCGUACCCUUGAAGAAGUUCAUGUGUCAGAUGCAUAUAAAAGUGGUAAGCAUUUCCCGCAGCUUAUAAAGGUUAUCAAAGAAAGUGUUCCCCACCUCAAGUCCAGAGGCAUUGCUGCGAAUUGUCUGGGAAAUAAGGGCUUGUUGUUCUCUGUCCGCAAUAUAUCUGAAAGUGUUAUUCCCAAUGCAGGAUCACUUUUGUUGGAACACAAGCAGGUAAAUUAUGAAAAAGAAGGUCAUUGAAAAAAAAAUAAUGUAAAAAUAGCAUGUAAGAGAUUACGAAUGUAAUGUUUUGCUUUAUAAAACAAUUCUUCAUUCAA
This is a messenger RNA of Thrips palmi, 2660 nucleotides long. RefSeq lists its product as uncharacterized. Lineage: Eukaryota; Metazoa; Arthropoda; Insecta; Thysanoptera; Thripidae. The coding region runs from base 358 to 2583 and encodes 741 amino acids. The transcript has 3 exons. The record is from RefSeq and is a predicted model, not a curated record. Gene Ontology annotation, molecular function: protein binding.